This is a messenger RNA of Ilyonectria robusta, 819 nucleotides long. RefSeq lists its product as uncharacterized. The record is from RefSeq and is a predicted model, not a curated record. Lineage: Eukaryota; Fungi; Ascomycota; Sordariomycetes; Hypocreales; Nectriaceae. The transcript is spliced from 2 exons. The coding region runs from base 1 to 819 and encodes 272 amino acids.
AUGAGCAGACUUGUUUCCGAAGCGCAAGCUCUCCGCCAUCGUUUGGAGCCAUCCAAGGCGUUGCAAGAAAAAUUGCUAGACGCUGUCGCUACCGCCAGCGUCAAUAUAGAGCUCCUGCAGACCCGCGGCGAGCUAUCUCCAGACUUGAUGCCGGGACAAGCCAAGAAGAGACAACUUAAUGAUGGAUCCGAUAUCGAUUAUUUGCUCGCAAAGAAACCCCGAGUGACGCAGACGAGGGAACAAUUGACUAGCGGCCAACCAGCUGAGCAAAUGACCAUUGCUCAACUACUAACAGAGGAAUUUGUUUCAACGACUUUACAACAACCAAAAUCUACCGCUUUCAACCCCCAAUUCUCGGGGAUUAUGAAAGGUUUCCUGAACCCUGUCAAACCCAGUCUAUGUCCCGAGUCUGUCCACGCCUAUAUUUCCAAGUGGCUUGAGUCAAUAUCCAUUGAUGCGGAUCAAGACAAGUGGUGUCAGUCGGAUAGCCAACGCAGCCAUUCAAACGACGAUUCUGAUUCAGAGGAGCUCAUAAACCCAGCGCUGUAUAAACACGCUGAUCUCAAUACCGAUGGAGUCGCUAUCUCGCCAACAUCACAGCUAUCCUGCUCCCCGAAAGACCACAUGGAGGCAGGAUCUCAACGCAGCUCGCCUGUCGCCGUGCAUGCAUCCUUGCCUCCCGAAUUAGUGGCGGUGGAUGCUCCUACUACACAAACUCCAAUGAAGCUCGAUAAUGCGCUGUAUGGGAAGGGGGUAUUGGGCUCAACCAGCAUGUUCAUGCGCUCUGGCGGAGAGAACUUCCCCGAUAACAAAAACUGA